Molecule: messenger RNA, 1338 nt
Organism: Guillardia theta CCMP2712
Lineage: Eukaryota; Cryptophyceae; Pyrenomonadales; Geminigeraceae
Exons: 2
Coding region: 1-1338 (445 amino acids)
Source: RefSeq, a predicted model, not a curated record
AUGGGGACGGUUCAAGUGGUCGGAUCUCCUGGCUCCAACACUGCAGCCAGGGGCAUCGUAUGCUUCACUGCAGCCGUGGCGCUGAUUCUGCUGAGCGCGCGAGAAAGCAGGCGGUGGACUUCUCCUGAGUCAUCGUCUUUGUCCUACAGGGCCCUCGACGUGUAUGGAGCGAAGGGCUCGGACGCUGAGAGAACAGAAGAGGGCGGCGACGAGCUGGAGAGAAUACUCGAGAAGUGGACGAGUCAGCAUGGGGCCGAGGAGAAGCAAGACGCUCCAGGCAGAUCGACAGCACGCCCAGCGCAAGGGGAAGAUACAGAAGCGUUCAUCCCUUACUGGCACUGGGACGAAGAGAAUCUUGACGCUGGCAAGAUCGACCCAGGAAGGCGCGAGUAUUUCGAAUACAGGAUUCCAGCGGGAAAGCAGGCAGGAGAUUCAGUCGUAACAACGAUUCCGCAGGGGAAGAAGCAUGCGGGUGAACAGAUUGAGUUUGAAGUUCCCGAAGGCCUGAAAGGCGGAGACAAGGUAGAUGUGCGGAUUCGAGGAGGAGAUGUGACGUCGAUCGCUCCUCCUCCAUCAGUCGCUUUCAACAAGAGUUGGAGCUCAACACCUGCAGUUGUCAAUCUGACACAGGAAGUGGAGGAGUUGAAAGAAAAGUUGUUUAAUCAAAGAAUCAGGUACAUGCAGGAAAUUCAUGAUUUGGAGGAUGAAGGCAGGAGAAAUCAGGAGAAAAUGGACUCCAUGAACCAAACAAUACGGACAAAUCAAGAUCAAGACAUGAAUGUUUUGAAAAAAGUGUUGAGGAAACUUCGGGCAGCUCGUUCUCAACUUGAUUAUCAAAAUUCAGCCUUUGUUGAGAUGCUUUUUCGUCUCAUGUUUCGAACACCCGAGAACAAUUCUGCUAUUACAUCUUCAGAGAAGAACGCGUUGGAAGCAGCUUACGAUCUCUUCAAUAGCUCGGAAGCUCUUGCUGACAACAUGAAGCUCAUCGAAGACGCUCUAUCAAACUCUUCUAUUCUGCCUCGAAACUUGACAGGUGUGAUGAACAAAUUACACAGCUCCAACAUCACUUUGGUCAGUUUGGAAAGGCUGCGGAAUAUUCAAUAUCUGUUGCUGCAUGAUGACGAAGAGUUGAUGCAGUCCCUGAGCAACAAGGAAGAACUCGUGCACAAGAUUUCGAAUAGCAUAGAGGACACGAUGAGGAGAGUGUCGGAUGCGAGAAAAUUCAAACAAGCCUUACUUCGUGAGGAGGCUAGGGAUCAGGAUCUCAUGGCUACCGAAGACGGGAUUCUGUCAGAAGUGAUGAGAAUGAAAUCCCGUCUACUCUCAUCACGCUCAUGA